GCCUCCCCCCUCGGCCCGCCCGCCCCGCGCGGAGGUUCCGGAGGUUCCGGCCGCGCCCGCCAUCGCCCCUCCGCCCUGCCCGCCGCCGCUCGCCACGGGGGGAUGUCCCGCGGGGGUCGCGGGAAGGAACCAGCCCUGGCAAGGAGGUGACAAGGGACGAGCAGCACCUCCACCCCCCACAGGCUGCCCGUUGCCAGCCGUCCCGCCCCACUUAACCUCCGAAAACUAUGGAAGAUCCCAAUUAUCCCAACGUGCUGGGAUGCUCCUGCACCACUCCUCGUUCCCCCUCUGCUUUCCCGUGAGUUUUCACGGAUUCAGACGCUCCAAUCCCGUUUUAAGCAGGGUUUUUUUUUGCUGUGGGAGAACGGGAUCUGCUCGGCUCCGGCGUGGCUAAGCCAGGAAUUGCAUCCAGCCUUUCUUGGCUAGGCCAGGAAUUGCAUCCAGCCUGCAUGGACAGGGCAACCUUCGCCCGUUCCACCGCCUUUUUCCACGACUCCAGCGCCUCACCCCAGGCUGCUCCGGGCCUGCCGGGGGGACACGUUGACUUCAUCGAGAAAGUCGAUUCCUUCAGCUACUCGGAUUUUUUCCGGGAUUAUCUGAUCCCCAACCACCCGUGCGUGUUCUCAGCCAGGCUGACGGAGGACUGGGGCAGCAGGAGGAGCUGGGUCACGCGCGAUGGGAAGCCCAACUUCGAGCACCUGCUGCGGGAGUUCGGAGAGGCCGUGGUGCCGGUGGCCCGGUGUGACGUGAGGGAAUACAAUUCCCACCCCAAGGAGCAGCUGCCGUUCCGGGAGUACGUGCGGUACUGGCAGGAGUACAUCCGCAACGGAUACCGCUCCUCCCGCGGCUGCCUCUACCUCAAGGACUGGCACCUCAGCAGGGCUUUCCCAGAGCAGGAUGUUUACACCACCCCCGUGUACUUCUCCUCCGACUGGCUCAACGAAUACUGGGAUGCUGUGGCUGUGGAUGAUUAUAGGUUUGUCUACAUGGGACCCAAGGGCUCAUGGACACCGUUCCACGCCGACGUGUUCCGCUCCUACAGCUGGUCCGCCAACAUCUGCGGCAGGAAGAAGUGGCUGCUGUAUCCGGCGGGGCAGGAGGAAUUCCUCAAGGACACACACGGCAACCUGCCCUUCGACGUGACCGCCCCCAGCCUGCAGGACAGGAGGGUGUACCCUCGCUACAGCCAGAGCCAGCCCCCCCUGGAGAUCGUGCAGGAGGCGGGAGAGAUUGUCUUCAUCCCCAGUGGGUGGCACCACCAGGUCUACAACCUGGAGGACACCAUCUCCAUCAACCACAACUGGGUGAACGGCUGCAACGUGGCCAUCAUGUGGUGCUUCCUGCAGGAUGAGCUGGCAGCUGUCCAGAGGGAGAUCAACCAGUGGAAGGAUCCUAUGGAUGACUGGCACCUCCAAUGCCAGUUGAUCAUGAAGUCCUGCACGGGCAUCGACUACAAGGAGUUCUACAACUUCCUCAAGGUCAUCGCAGAGAACAGGAUUUCAGUCUUGGAAAAGGGCCUGGAUGAGGAGGCUUCGGCCAAGAACACUUCCAAAGCUGCCAUUUCCACCCUGGGAAUGCUCCACGCCGUGUUUGACCUCAAGAGGACGGUGAAGGUGUUGACGUCCCUGAGCGCCAACGAGGAUUUCAAGAAGCUGGAUCUGAGCUCGCUCUCCCCCCCUCCAGAGGCUUUGCUGCACCACCUGAAAGCUGCCAUCGAUACAGCCUUGCUCUGAUUUCCCCAUUCCCUCGGUUCUUCGGGAAAAGGAACCUUUUCCCAAAGGGUUUGGAGGAGGUUCCUCCUCCCUGUUCACCUGCAGGGCAGUUGAGGUACAAAGAGCUUUACUCCCUUCAGCAGGACAAUCAUUUUGGAGCUGCUGGAGGAGGGAAAAAACCAAUCCCACAUAAAGGAAAACCCCACCCCUUUGUCAGUAUUUUAUUCCCAGUCAGGGAAGGGGGACAGAAAUUCCCUGUGGAUAACCAAAUUCCCUGUGCUUCCAAGAGCAAACAGCUCUGCUUUGCCUGCUCCCAGCUCCAUGAUUUGAAGACUUCCAGGUGCAGCUCAGCUUAACUUUUCCUUCCUUUUUUUUUUUUAGGGAAUUUGAGCUAGUUUGCUUCCAUGGAAGUCUGAGCUGGAGCCUGGAUGUGGAAGGCACUGGUUCUACUCGUGUAGAGCCCCCAAAGCUGGAAUUCUCGGGUGGAAUCAGCCCUCAAACUGCUCCAGGAUUAAAUUUAACACCAUAAUUAAGACCCUGGAGCCCUGAUUGCAAUUAGAGCACUAUUAAUUAAGCAUGUGACCACCCCCUCCCAACCUGAAAAGGAGGAAUUGGAAUGUACUCCCACCUUUCCCCCCACAAUUCCAAGGCACAGCAGGGAUUUGAUCAGGGAAGGAGCCUCCUCUCAGCUGCUCCAACCAGCCCUCUGCAUGGUUCCACAGCACAAUUCCCAGCUGGAAUGCCGAAAUAUUCCCGGGGAAAACCUCCCUCUUGCUCUUCCUGCUGGGUGGGAAAGCCCAGAGAAGCACAAAUGGCUGCACACUGUUACCUGAGUUGCCACUUCAGGGCUCACUUGAAUUCUUGCUCAAGAACUUCCUCAAUUUUUUUCCAACCUCCCUUCCCCCAGGAAAAGCAGCUACAAACUGUAUUUGAGGAAGUGCAAUAGCAGAAAACCCUGAGCAGGCUGAGAAUUCCCUGGUUUUCUAGAUAAUUCCAUGGGUUUGUACUCGCAUGCACUUUUUGCAUGUCCUUUUCUAGUAGAAAAAUCUGCAUUUUCCACUAGCAAGUGGUACCUGGAAUGAAAAAUCCUCACCUAGAGCAUGGAAAAAAAAAAAAGUGGAGAAAAAAGCAUUUUUUUGGGGGGGAUUAAACCAUCCCAGUGCUCCAACCUGCUGACAGGGGGUUGGAAAAGCACCAGCUCUGCAACUCCCACUUCCCAGCUGCUCCUUAGGGGCCGUUUCCUUCCUUCUCCAAAACUCAGCUGGAGUUUUCCUCCUCAGGUGAACAAAAGGGGACAUCUCCUCCAGGUGGGGAAAGAGGAUUCCAAGCUGGCAGUGCCGUGUUUUUGGUGGGAAAAAGCAUGUUUUUGGCCUCGUGUCCCUGCAUGUUGUGACACUGGCACCGACCACGUUCUCCUCGCUGGUUCAGCAGGGAGGAAAAAGCACCCAAAAAAAUGAGAUUUACUGAUCCAGAUUUGCACCUGAAAUCCCUUCAUUCCCAGGAAUGAUCAAGGAGCCACGUGUUCCCUAAAAAGAAAUCCAUCAGAGCAAAACCCUCAAGUGCUUCAAGACAAGCAAAGGGGUUGGAAUGAGGAGCAGGUGAGGCUGGAAUGGAAACUUCCAACAGCUUUAUUUAAAUAUAAAGUUCCUGUUAAAACAGCCAGGAGGAGGAGACUCUCAUCCCAAUCUAUUCAUUGUAAUCAUUGUGUUACUUAUUAAAGCAUAAAUCCAUGUGGGAAAUGGGAGCCAAGAGCCUGUGGAGUUGGGUUGUGUUUGCCUGGAUGAUUAAUUAGUGACCUGGACAAUUAAUUAGAAGUCAAACUGUAAAAAAUAAUUUAAAAAAAAAAAGAAAAAAAAUAAAGCAGGUUAAAAUCUGUGUCAA
Myiozetetes cayanensis is the source of this 3593-nucleotide messenger RNA. RefSeq names its product jumonji domain containing 4 (gene JMJD4). Gene Ontology annotation, molecular function: histone H4R3 demethylase activity; sequence-specific DNA binding. The record is from RefSeq and is a predicted model, not a curated record. The transcript is spliced from 7 exons. Gene Ontology annotation, cellular component: cytoplasm; nucleus. Bases 450 to 1733 code for a protein of 427 amino acids. NCBI's taxonomy places the organism in Eukaryota, Metazoa, Chordata, Aves, Passeriformes, Tyrannidae. Gene Ontology annotation, biological process: protein hydroxylation; negative regulation of gene expression; positive regulation of translational termination.